Molecule: messenger RNA, 396 nt
Organism: Aspergillus nomiae NRRL 13137
Lineage: Eukaryota; Fungi; Ascomycota; Eurotiomycetes; Eurotiales; Aspergillaceae
Exons: 2
Coding region: 13-396 (127 amino acids)
Source: RefSeq, a predicted model, not a curated record
CGACAAAACAUCAUGGAAAUCGAUUUGCCGACAAUAAAAUACGUUGAACGUAUUAAGAGCUCUCAGGCAUCAUGUAUCUUCCGCACAAACUGGGGUGGUAAAGACUGUAUUAUGAAAGUGGUACGCGACCAGACUUGUCUUUUUAAUUUCCACUAUCGAAUAUGCCAUUGUAUCACGGCGGCAGACUACCAUGAUGGCAAGAUCGAUCGUACCUGGUUUGUUUAUUAUGAGUACGUACACUUCCACCAUUCGCCUACUAAAUAUGCUAAUGCACAGACAGCUAAAUUGAGGACAGCGGUCUCUAAGAAUCAUCUUGAGCGUCCAACCGCACUAGCAAUCGGAUAUUCGAACAGACUUCUGACGGGAUUUAGAUCGAUUCUAGGGUUGAGAUUCUAG